Molecule: messenger RNA, 2943 nt
Organism: Rhopalosiphum maidis (corn leaf aphid)
Lineage: Eukaryota; Metazoa; Arthropoda; Insecta; Hemiptera; Aphididae
Product: RNA polymerase II-associated protein 1
Exons: 1
Coding region: 46-2901 (951 amino acids)
Biological process (GO): transcription by RNA polymerase II
Cellular component (GO): nucleus
Source: RefSeq, a predicted model, not a curated record
ACAUAAUAUUUUUCUGAAAUUUCAAAUCAUUAUAAAUAGGUAAAAAUGUCUACCAAUUCACGGAAACCCAGUCUUUUUGCUUUAAAAAUGCAAAAACGAAUAAGUCAACAAAACAAUUUGUCUCUUGAACCCGAACUCUGCAAAACUUCAUUUGGAGAUACUAGUGUUAUAUUAAGUGGCCCUGAAGCAAGUGAUAUACACAAAGAAAAUGUUCAAAAACUUACUAGUAUGAGUGAUGAAGAGUUAUUGAAUGCUAAAAAUGAAUUGAUUAAUAGCAUGGAUGGAAAAUUAAUUGAAUUUUUAAAGUCUAAGCGAAACAAUGACUGCAUGCAUGGAAAGUAUGAUCUCAAACAAAAGGACAGUGAUAGAGUAAAAUUAGUUAAUACUCAAAAUAUGAUAAAAGAAGAUAAAAUGAAACAUUUAUCUUAUAUGAAAGAUCUAGUUAACAAUGGUCUAAAUAUGGAUGUAAUUGAAGAAGAGAAACUUGGAUGGACUGGUGAUGUAGUUGUUGAAAAUGAAAACAAAGAUAUCUAUACUGCUCGUUUUGGUCUUGAUGGCAAAUUGCUACCAUAUAUUAUUGAAAAUAAGACUACAGUUGAUGGUUUACAUCAUCAUGGUGAAGAACAUCAUCGUCCUGGAUAUACUAUAGAUGAACUUUAUUCUUUUCUUCGUAAGAAUCAUGCUCCUCAAAGAAUAUUAGCCUUAGAUGUUUUAUCGAAACUUAUCAAUAAUGCUUGCUCUUAUGAUUCAGUUUUAGACAAACCACUUUUAUGUUCUCUGAUGGAUUCUGGUAUGUUUUUAUUGUUGCGAAUUGCAUUAGAUGACACUAACAUUGCAAUUAUUACAAAUUCAUUGAAAGCUAUGGGAAAUUUAUUUUCAAGAAAAUCUGACCGUACAAUGUUAACUGGUUUAUCAGGGUGUAAUUGUAAUAUUGCUUUACCUGUUUAUAUAGUUCCAGACGCAGAAAUCAAGCAAAAUGAAUUAGAGAAAUCCUCUGAUUUUGAUUUGAUUGUAUUAGAUCUUGUACAAGGAGCACUGAGAACUGAUUUAAUUUUAAGAUUGCAGUAUAUUGUUUUCUAUAUGAAUAUAGGAUCUAGUUGUCUUUUAGACAUAACAGAAAUUUUAACUGGCAUUGCAUCCAGAGGAGAAAAAUAUGCACUUUUAGUUGUUGAGACAAAUUUAUACAAACAUUUGUAUUCUUUAGUUUUUACUAACUUACAAUCUGAUGAUUUAUCAGAAAUCUUUAUAUUCCUCACUCGUAUAAUUAGUAGUCAGUCAAUUAAAUGUGCUUUAAAACUAUUAGAAAUGAAAAUCUUAGAUUCUAUAUUUAAGUAUAUAAAUAAUCCGACAAAGACUCCAUUACUAUUACAGUGUUUAUACCUGUGGCAAACAUUUUUUGAAUAUAAGUUAGCUGGUCAAACAAUUGCUGAAGUAGCCAAUCUUGUAUUAAAGUUUGUUGAUCGCUCAGUUGGGCUUAGUGCAGAUUUAACAAACACUGAUUUGUCUUUAAUGUCAGCAAGUUUAAGUCUAAUUGACUCAGCUUUAAGAAAUUUUGGUCAAAUUUAUAUCGAUCCAGUUUAUCAGCUUACAGAAAUUAUUUUAGCAAAACUAUUAAGUAGCUCUGAUCUACCAAAUUUUGAAACUUCAAAACUAAUUGGUAACUGUUUCUCUGUCCUCAGUUCUAAGAAUUUAAAAUUUAAUUCUGUUUCGUUGAAAGCAGUUGAAUAUUUAAACAAACAUUUUGGAAAAAUUUGUGAAAUACUGUAUGAUAAAUCAUGGUUAAUGAGCAAUUAUGUGAACAAUAGUCCAAAAUGCUAUCCUAGUCUUGGAUACAUAAAUUUAUCAUUAAAUGGAGGAGAGCCUUUGUUUAUGUUAAUUGGACUUAUGAAAUUCUUAUGCAAUAAUCCUAGUCAUUUUAAUAUCCCUAAACAAUUUUGGACAUAUUUAAAUAAACUAAUGAAAUCAUCUAUUGAAGUUUCACAUUGGUAUUGCAGAUAUGAAAUACAUUUUUUAAUAUAUUUACUAAAAGCUUUAAAAAACAUUGAAUUUGAAGUUGACUCAACCCAUAAAAUUGCCAUAACACUUAUGUCGUUUAUACCAAAAUAUAUGGCUGAAGAAUUGUAUUAUACAUUAAAUUUGUAUUUCAACAGUUAUUUCAGAGAAAGUAUCAAACACGAAAGCAAUUUUGAAAUUUUAAAAUCAUUCUAUGAAUUAUUAAUACCCAAUAUCAAAAGCACUUGUGCAAAUAUAUUAAUUACUGAAUUAGAUCCUAUUUUACCAAAGGAUUGGUUAUUUUUACCAAUUUUGAAAAUUCAUGAAACUGACAAUUUUAAAAGCUCAAAAGAAGGUGAAUCACUUCUUAAAGAAACAUUAGCUAAUGUAUUAUUUAUGGAAAUAAAUCAUCCAGAGGUUUGUGAACAAACUCCAUUGGCUGCACGCUAUUGCCGUGUGGCUUGUACAUUUAUGUGUGGUCGUCGUGGUACAAUUUUUCAUGAGGUAAAAUCAAUAUUGAAUCAGAUUUGGCAUGUAUACGCAGCUCAAAAUAACAAUUUGAAUUUUAAAGAUCCUAUACAAGGAGUUGAAUCUUUCUAUGAUUUUUACAAAACACUGUGUGAACAUUAUGUAAGUGUAUCGUAUUCUGACACAGUGUUUGGGGCAUAUGUAUUGCUUCCUUUACAAAGAAAACACAGUGUUGAAUUAAGAAAACUGGUUUGGUCAGAAAUUGAGUUGCCACAGACUAUAAAUAUUGAUGAAGAACAUCUGGAUCGAAUACCACUACAUAAUUAUACUCAGCCAGUUGAAACAAAUACAGAACUUCUUAAAAUGUAUACUCGAGCUAUGAGUUUAAGACGAAAAUUUAUUAUGUAUCAUAUAGCUUUAUCACAUUUAAAACAAAUUUAGUUGUUUAUAAUAAUAUGUAUUUUUAUUUUUACUUACUUUAUG